UGGCGGUCUGAGCGGCUGUGACUUUGCGAGAAGUUUUAAAAUGUACGAUCUUCCACCGAUGUAGCUCCCCAAAUAUCCGUCUUUUUUCUAAAGCCCGCGAAACAAAAGUUGAGUUUGAAGCGAUGGAGUGUUAGCUGAAGUGAAGAUUGAAGACGUGAUAGAAGAUGGACGACUACUGCUAUGCUAAGAUGGCAACGUCCGCUAAAAGAGAACAUGACAGAGAAUCAGCACCGCAGAAAAAGACGAAAACCGCAGAUAAAGAUGACCUAUUUGAAAUUUCCAACAACGUCAUUUUGAAGGCGACCGUAAGCCCAGACAAGAGCGUGUGUCGGAAAUUAGCCGACUUUGUAGAACAACGUAAAGAAAGAGCCGCCAUGAUUGUUAGCUUGAAGAAGGCAGUGGAGUUCACAUCAGAGGAGAUGAAAGAAUGCAAAAGUCAAAUGAAGAAAGUGGAAGAAAAUAUUGUUUUGAAAGAAGAAAUGUUGGGGAAGAGUAAGAGAUGUGCAGUGUGUGAAGAGAAGACUGGACCACAUGUCUACAUCAACGUGCAGAGGAUUGGAGACGUCCAGCAGCUGUUUGGUCAUCCAGAAGAACUGCAGGGAGGGAGCUCCACUCUGAAGCAGGAGGCUCCUCAGCCCCCCCACAUUAAAGAGGAAGAGGAGGAACUCUGGAUCACUCAGGAGGGAGAGUGUCUUCUAGGACUGGAUGAAACUGAUCUCACCAAGUUGCCACUGACUAUUGUCUCUGUGAAGACUGAAGAUGAUGAAGAGAAACCACAAGUAGACAACCUCUUAGCUCCACUAUCAGAUAGUGAGGCUGAAGAUGAGGUUGAAGUAUCUUUGAGCAGCGAUACAGACUGUGAAGGUGAUAUGAGGACUCACACUGACAACAAACAGUCUGAAUGCUCUCAAGAGAGGACAGGUAAAAAAUGUUUAAGCUGCUCAAUUUGUGGUAAAAGCUUUUUUAAAAAGAACACCUUGAAUAAGCACAUGAGAAGACACACAGGAGAAAAAACAUUUACUUGCUCAGUUUGUGGUAAAAGAUUCCUUCAUAAUGCAGACAUGGUAAUACACAUGAGAACGCACACGGGAGAAAAACCAUUCAGCUGUUCAGUUUGUGGUAAAAGCUUUACGCGGAGUGGCACUUUGAUUCAUCACAUGAAAACACACACGGGGAGAAAACCGUUCAACUGUUCAGUUUGCGCUAAAAGCUUUUCUCUCAAAUGCAAUUUGGCUAAACACAUUCGAACGCACACAGGAGAAAAACCGUUUACAUGUUCAGUUUGCGGUCAAAGCUUUACUGAAGAAGGAAAUUUGGCUAAACACACGAGAACGCACACUGGAGAAAAACCAUUUAGUUGUUCAGUGUGCAGUAAAAACUUUACUCGAAAAGGCAGUGUGAAUGACCACAUGAGAACGCACACGGGUGAAAAAUUAUUUAAUUGUUCAGUAUGCGGUAAAUGCUUUUCUCAAAAGAAAUGUUUGACUAAACACAUGAAAGCACACAAUGUGGAACAGCCGAUUGGUCAUCCAGGAGAACUUACACCUCAGCCGCAAGGAGAAAGUUCCACUUUGAAGGAAGAGGAUCCACAUUCCCCUCACAUUAAAGAGGAAGAGGAGGACCUUUGCAUCACUCUCGGAGCGGAGGAAGCUGAUCUCGCCAGGUUGCCACUGACUAUUGUCUCUGUGAAGACUGAAGAUGAUGAAGAGAAACCACCUGAGACCUUUCGUUGGUCGUUCUCUGCCAACGUCCAGCAGCUGAUUGGUCAUCCAGAAGAGCUUCCUCCUCAUCAGCAGGGUGGGGACUUCACUUGGAAGCAGGAGGCUUCACAGCCACCCCACCUUAAAGAGGAAGAUGAGGGAGCGGGCCUUCUAGGGCCGGAGGAAGCUGAUCUCACCAAGUUACAACUGAUUGUUGUCUCUGUGAAGACUGAAGAUGAUGAAGAGAAACCACAAGUAGACAACCUCUUAGCUCCACUAUCAGAUAGUGAGGCUGAAGACGAGGUUGAAGAACCUUUGAGCAGCGAUACAGACUGUGAAGGUGAUAUGAGGACUCACACUGACAACACAAACUAUGAAUGUUCUAUAGAGAACACAACUAAAAAACAUUUGAGCUGCUCAGUGUGUGCGAAAAGCUUUAUGAAAAAGAGUAAUUUGAUUCAACACAUGAGAAUACACACAGGAGAAAAAACAUUUAAUUGUUCAGUUUGUGGUAAAAGCUUCACUCAAAAAGGAAAUUUGAGUCAACAUAUGAAAACACACACAGGAGAAAAAACCUUUAAUUGCUCAGUUUGUAGUAAAAGCUUUUCUCUAAAGUGCAAUUUGACUCAACACAUGAGAAUGCACACGGGAGAAAAACCAUUUAAUUGUUCAGUUUGCGGUAAAAACUUUUCUAUGAAGGGCAGUUUGACUGUACACAUGAGAACACACACCGGUGAAAAGCCGUUUGAUUGUUCCGUUUGUAGCAAAAGCUUUUUUCGAAAGGGCAGUUUGACUCAACAUAUGAAAAAGCACACUGGAGAAAAACUAAUUUAUUGUUCAAUAUGCGGUAAAAGCUUCACUACCAACAGCCAUUUGACUGAACACAUGAGAAAGCACACUGGAGAGAAACCAUUCAGCUGUUCAGUUUGCGGUAAAAGCUAUACUCAGAGAAGCAAUUUGUCUGAUCAUAUGAGAACACACAGGAGAAACAUCUGUCAGUUGUUCAGUUAGCGGUGAAAUAUUUCUUCAUAAUGGAGACACAGUGAGACCCAAAAGAACACAUAGGGGAGAAAAAACAAUCUGCCCUUAAUUUUUGUGUCAAAAAUAUACUCAAAGGGAAAAAAAUUGAGAGAAUAAAACGAUUAGUAGCUCAGUUUUUGACUACAGUGUCUUUACAAAGUUAGACAUAAUGAAACACUGAAUGUUGUGAGCGUAUAUUAAAGGUUUAGAGGCAAGAAUACAAGGCAGCUCAUCAAACACAGCAGCAACCUUUCUCUGGUUUUUGAUUGCUUUAUCAUUAAUUUUAUUUAUUUUAUAUACUUUAUUGGGAACUUUGAAAUAACUUGAACCAAAAUCACUCAUUUAGAGUUAGAAUGACACUAAGAACAACAGAUACACCACAAAAUGGAUGGUGGAGUUCUCCUCACUUUCCCUUAUAAUAGUCUCAGGUCAUUAUUUUGGUGGCUGCAUGCAUUUGAAUGGUAUAAAAAAUAUUGUUUAACUCGAAGAAACCUCUGUUUCCGUGGAAUAAAAACUGUUGUUGUCAGAAUAAUUGUAUAUAAGUUGUCACACAACUCGUUUGCUUGCAGUUCAGGUUGCCCUGCGUGAAGACCGGUGGCCCUGGUUACUAUCCACUUGUGCUCACAAAGCUGUGAUUGUUCUUAUCAAGCAAAGGCAGACAGCUUGUAAAUCUCCACUGUGUGCAAUGGAAUGCACCUCGCCAUAGAAGUGUCUGUUUUUCAGAUCUGGACCGCCACGGGAGGGGCCGUAUCAGGACCCGAAGUCUCCAAGAAGAUAAGGCGGACAAGCAGAAAGUGGGUGAACCCGACACCGCUCCAAGCACAUUUUGUUUUAACUGUUUAUGACCCAAUACUGGGCUGCUGCAUAAUCUGACGCCUCCCCUUAGAUGCAGCUUCAGCUAUGUAA
Molecule: messenger RNA, 3626 nt
Organism: Entelurus aequoreus (snake pipefish)
Lineage: Eukaryota; Metazoa; Chordata; Actinopteri; Syngnathiformes; Syngnathidae
Product: zinc finger protein 569-like
Exons: 3
Coding region: 165-2711 (848 amino acids)
Biological process (GO): regulation of transcription by RNA polymerase II
Molecular function (GO): RNA polymerase II cis-regulatory region sequence-specific DNA binding; DNA-binding transcription factor activity
Source: RefSeq, a predicted model, not a curated record